CUUACGUUUAAUCCGAACACAUCUACACAGUAUCACUCCUUGAUCGUUACGCCGUUGUGAUCCCGACAAUGACAGUAUGAGCGAGUCCCAGAACCUUCUUCAAGAGCACGCGGAUUCGGAUUCUGACCUUGAGCCUGAAAUCGACCGAUCGCGACAACUUUCCCCUGGCUAUUCUUCACGAUCCUCGUCCCGACCAUCUUCCACAUCCCCCGUACCUGGCACAGGCAGACCGAAUGGCGGGCCAAAACGACAGUCGAGCUUCGCGCAACCGCGCGCAGACGGCGCUCCUCGCACUCCGAAUCGAGUGCGAUUCCAGGAACAACCUGCGCGGACAAGUAUGAACGGAGACGCCCACGACGGAGAUUGGAGCGAGCUCGAAACCGAUGAUUAUCUUUCCGCGAACGGAGUGGAAGAAGGAAGAGAGAGAACCCAAAGGCUUCCUCUUCUAACAGGCAUAGAAGCGCCUAGCGUCACAGUCGCUACGGAAGAGUUCGACCCCGCGGAUCAUCUGGAAAGCGCAAGACCAAGAAGCGGCAUGCGGAGCUCGUUCAUGAAUAUGGCAAACAGUAUAGUGGGCGCUGGCAUCAUCGGACAACCGUACGCUUUCAGAAAUGCCGGACUUGUAACUGGCACACUGCUGUUAGUUGGGCUCACGAUUACGGUGGAUUGGACAAUUCGAUUGAUUGUCAUCAACUCCAAAUUGAGCGGCACCGACUCUUUCCAGUCCACUGUUGAGCACUGCUUCGGAAAAUCCGGGCUAGUCGCUAUCUCUCUGGCGCAAUGGCUAUUUGCUUUCGGCGGCAUGGUGGCCUUUUGCGUCAUCGUCGGCGAUACCAUUCCGCGGGUCCUCGAUGCUCUAUUCCCCUCGCUCUCCGAUACGUCGUUCCUAUGGCUCUUCACGAAUCGUCGAGCCAUGAUCAUACUAUUUGUUCUUGGUGUUUCAUACCCGCUAUCGUUGUAUCGAGACAUCUCGAAGCUUGCGAAAGCCAGUGGCCUUGCUCUUGUGAGCAUGGCAAUCAUCAUUGUGACUGUUGUUACGCAAGGGUUCCGUGUGCCUGCAGAAUCGCGAGGCGAAUUGCGCGGUGGCAUCCUGAUCCAUUCGGGCAUCUUUGAAGCAAUUGGCGUGAUCUCUUUUGCCUUUGUGUGCCAUCACAACUCACUUCUCAUAUAUGGGUCCUUGCGAAAGCCCACCAUCGAUCGCUUCGCUCGUGUCACACAUUAUUCUACCGGCAUAUCUUUGAUUGCCUGCCUUGUCAUGGCCUUUUCUGGUUAUCUCACUUUCGGCUCAAAAACAGCCGGCAACGUGCUGAACAACUUCCCACGCGACAACAUCAUGGUCAACAUUGCACGACUCUUCUUUGGUCUCAAUAUGUUGACCACCCUGCCACUUGAGGCCUUCGUCUGCCGAGAAGUUAUGAACAACUACUGGUUCCCCGAUGAACCGUAUCAUCCGAACCGGCAUAUCAUCUUUACGACCUCUCUUGUCGUUUCUGCCAUGACUCUUUCCCUUAUGACGUGCGAUCUUGGCGUUGUGUUUGAAUUGUUUGGUGCUACAUCUGCUUGUGCAUUGGCCUACAUUUUACCUCCGCUCUGCUACAUUAAGCUUGCAAAGCGGAGCUCGAAGACCUACCUUGCCAUGGCAGUUGUUGCCUUUGGCUGCGCAGUCAUGGCGAUAUCGCUCGUCAAAACGAUGGGCAAGAUGACGAGCCAGGACCCAGAAGACCAGGGAAAAUGUGAAUGAGGUUGUACAGUACAUGCAUAGCUCGGCGCUGUUGUUUUGGCAUUAGGUGCGCUCGUUCAGCGCUUUAGCAUUGGGAACGAUUUGGCGUUGAAUACAUUGACGACCGCGCUGCAAAGCGCAAUGCAUAUCUAUCUACCUAGACAUCUGUAAUAUAUGUUUACCUUUAGCAAGACUAGUCCGCAGUAUCAUCCAUCGAAAUCGUGGCAGCAUGGCCAGGUUUCCCUCUUUGGGGUGUGACUUUGAGGAAUCUGGGCGCGGAUAAGACGGCUGCUUCGACCAGGACGUUGGAACAAGCUCCGCUAGUGAUCACUU
This is a messenger RNA of Aaosphaeria arxii CBS 175.79, 2053 nucleotides long. RefSeq lists its product as uncharacterized. The record is from RefSeq and is a predicted model, not a curated record. Gene Ontology annotation, biological process: amino acid transmembrane transport. Lineage: Eukaryota; Fungi; Ascomycota; Dothideomycetes; Pleosporales. Gene Ontology annotation, molecular function: amino acid transmembrane transporter activity. Gene Ontology annotation, cellular component: endoplasmic reticulum. The coding region runs from base 77 to 1741 and encodes 554 amino acids. The transcript is spliced from 2 exons.